Paramisgurnus dabryanus is the source of this 3961-nucleotide messenger RNA. RefSeq names its product mucolipin-1-like. Gene Ontology annotation, cellular component: plasma membrane; lysosomal membrane. The record is from RefSeq and is a predicted model, not a curated record. NCBI's taxonomy places the organism in Eukaryota, Metazoa, Chordata, Actinopteri, Cypriniformes, Cobitidae. Gene Ontology annotation, molecular function: NAADP-sensitive calcium-release channel activity.
GUAGAGCUCCCGACUGGACGGUGUAAAUACACUGUAACCUGCGCGGCAUCUGGGUACGAUAGAUAGGCAGGGGUCUGUAUACAUCGUUUAGAUAUUUAUCGUGCUGUGAAUGAAACUACGCGUUUUAAUGACGACAGCACCUCCAGCUGAUUUUCAAACGCGGACAUGGCCACGGUGGACUCGAAUAAAGUCACUCACGUUUCCUCCGAAGAGGACAGACUUCUGUUUCCAGUGACUCACUAUGGUUCAAAUGACUGCAUGCAUGAAUGUAGCAACCCCAAAACAGAUGGCUGGAGAGGCGCUGACCAGGAAGAGGAUGCGUUGCGCAGGAAGUUGAAAUAUUUUUUCAUGAGUCCAUGUGAAAAGUACCAAGCCAAAGGCAGAAAACCUUUUAAACUGGUGGUGCAAAUACUGAAGAUUAUCAUAAUAACUGUACAGCUGGUGCUUUUUGGUUUAAGCAAUGAGAUGGCGGUGACAUUUAAGGAGGAAAACACAGCCUCAUUUAAACACCUGUUCCUCAAAGACUAUGAUAAUGAUGCAGAUGAACUUGCGGUUUACAAGCAGGCUGAUGUUUACGACCACAUAUUCUACACAAUAGAACAGUAUCUGGCUUUGUCGGAGACGACAGUGGGUCGAUACGCAUAUGUGUACAAUGUUGGGGUGAACGGGAGCGCGUUGUCUCUCUGUCAGCAGUAUUACAAAAAGGGCCGAAUCGACCCAGCAAAUGACACCUUCACCAUUGAUCCACAUGUGAACACAGAGUGUAUUGGAGUGAACCCAAUGACCAUCCCCACAGAAACUCUGGGCAGUGAUUACAGGAAUUUCACCCUCAAGUUUCACAAGCUUAUAAACGUCACCAUAACAUUCCAGCUGAAGGCUAUAAACCUGCAGACCAUCAUACACAACGAAAUUCCAGACUGUUACACUUUCUUCAUCACAAUUCUCCUGGAUAACAAAGCCCAUAGUGGUAAAGUUAAGAUCAGUCUUGAUAAUCAAGCCUCCAUUAAAGAAUGCAGGGAUCCAAGUGUGUCUGGACACGCUGAUAGCUAUGCCCGUGUGUUGUUUGAUGUGGCUGUCGCAGUGGUGUGUAUUCUCUCUCUCAUCCUCUGCGGUCGAUCAAUCGUCAGAGGGAUCAUCCUUCAAAAUGAGUUAGUGCAGUAUUUUAAAGACACCUUGAAACGCCACAUCGGUUGGAAUGACAGAUUGGAGUUUAUUAAUGGCUGGUAUAUUCUGCUCAUUGUCAGUGAUGUGCUCACCAUCACAGGCUCCAUCAUCAAGAUCGGGAUCGAACUAAAGAACCUUUCCUCCUACGAUGUGUGCGGGAUCCUUUUGGGAACAUCGACGUUGUUGGUUUGGGUUGGAGUUAUUCGCUACCUCACCUUCUUUCAGAAGUACAAUAUUCUUAUCGUCACACUAAGAGCCGCGUUUCCAAACGUGAUCCGAUUCUGCUGCUGUGUGGCGGUCAUCUACCUCGGCUAUUGCUUCUGUGGGUGGAUUGUGCUUGGACCCUACCAUGUUAAGUUUCGCUCUCUCUCACUGGUGUCUGAAUGUCUGUUUUCUCUGAUCAAUGGAGAUGACAUGUUCGUGACCUUCAGUGGCAUGCAGGAAAGCAGCAUGCUGGUCUGGGUCUUCAGUCAGGUUUACCUUUACACCUUCAUCUCACUGUUUAUAUAUAUGGUGCUUUCUCUUUUUAUUGCACUCAUCACAGGAGCUUAUGAGACCAUUAAGCAUCAAACUCAGGAGCCCAUCCACAUCACUGACCUGCACGCGUUCAUCGCCGAAUGCAAGGACACGCCCUGUUCAGGAAAGUUUCGCGGCAUUGAGACGUCUCCGUGCUCUUUCUUCUGCUGUUGUGACAGAACCACAACAUAUGAAGACGUCCUCUUGGUCAACUAGUGAUGCCAGGAGACAUGCAUCUCAUCUGCAUUACGGCACGUGGAUGAAAGACGGUGCGGGAAGCCCAAAUGGACCAUGAAGAAGCACACUGAAGAUUUUAGUAAACUGCCUAACUGUCUGGCAUAUUUAUAGUUUUACCUCAACUUUUUAAAGUUUCAUUUCAACUUAAUUCCAGAGUUUGAAUAUCUGAGGUUUUAAUCGGUGCAUAAACGAUGAUCCCGCUUUGCCAGUCUGUUUGCCAUAUUGUUAAAGUGGGCCAUCAUUCAUGUACUGAGAAACAUUGGUGCGUAACAGUUAAGGACACAUGGCUGUUUCUGUUGAUGUUUCUUUUGGGUAAUAAUUUUUAACGUGUUUGCUGUCAAGUGAAUUGCUCAGCUAGUGGAUUUUCGACAUCACACCUAAAUCAAGUGUGUAAGAGACCAGAGUGCUUUUGGAUUGUAAAAGCAGUCAGCAGAUGUGACGUGUCGAUGCGGCUAAAGGUCAUGGGCAAUUUGAGUCAGCUUAUGAGUAAACCUUUACUGUAGUAUUGUGACAGAAAGCUGUUGUCUCUCAUUCAGCACUUUGAGCAUAAACAGCACUUACCAUAAACUAAAGGGUUACUUUAUUAUAAUAAUUUAGCCUUACCAUCAUAACAAAUGAUCUCACACAAUGCCUCAAAACUGGCAUUUUAAAUAUUAGCCUUAAAACACUCUCCAUGUCUAUAUUUGCCUGUUAUUUAACGUGUCAUUUUUACCUCAUUGUUUGUCAUGUGUUUUGUGCAUAUGUAUGUGUGGUUUUGAUAUGCAAGUAUACCAAUGGAUUGUGAUUGUAAGACACAGUAAUGCAUUGUUUUACAUUAUUAUAUACAGUAUGUUGACCACUUGUCAGUUUGUGAAUGUUAAAUGCUUCAUAGAUUUACCCUCUGCAGUGAUAUUUUAUAGAGAAUAUAAAAAUUCAGCUUUGUUUUAAAGACGAAGGUUUUUGAGGAUCCAUCUACAACACCACUACAAGGUGACUUACUAAAACUAUACAAUUAUAUGUUAUGCAUAAACAAAACUUAAAGGGAUGGUUCACCCAUGUUCACCCACUCUCAUGUUGUCACAAACCUAUACAAAUUUCUUUGUUCUGAUGAACACGAAGGAAGAUAUUUUGAGGAAUGUUUGUAACCAAACCGAUCAAAAGCCCCAUUCACUUUUAUGGUAUAGAAAAAGAAUACAAUGGAAGUGAAUGGGGCUCAUGUUUGUUUACAAUGAUGAGAGAAUUUUCAUUUUUGGGUGAACUAUCCCUUUAAGUAUGUUCUAGAUGUGCAUUAAUAUAAUUUACAAUAAUGCAGGCAAUUUACACAAGCACAGGUCAAGUGUGACCAGUAAUGAUUUUAGCCAAAAGCUUUUUUACACAUGUUGUUUUCUUUUUUUGCGUUCGUUUUACUGUACACAAACAGUUAACUUAACUUAAACCAUUUAAGUAAACCGGUUUCAUUAGACUAUUUAAGUUUUAAAACACAUAAAUCUAAGUACUGUGAACUUGAGUCAUGUGCAAUUAUAUUUAACUAGUGUGAACUUUAAUAUGAGUGCAUAACUGCAUAUGACUCAAUUUGUUUAAGUUUACAGUACUCAAAUGUAUGUGUUUUAAAACUAAUGCAACCGGUUUACUUAAAUGGUUUGAGUUGAGUUAACUUUUAGGUUUUACAGUGUAGUAUUUUAAUCAUAUUUUUUUUUUUAUGUUGUGUCAGCUCUGUUGCUUUACAAGAAUGAAUAUAAAGCGCACAAACUAGUAUACUUUCUAGGACAUAUAAAGCUAAACAUUAUGGUGUUAAGAGAGGCUGCCACAAUAUCGUCACACUUUUAAAUGAUGCACAUUAUGUGUUUCAUAUUUUAAAUGCUGUAUAUUCUGUUGUACAGUAAUUUGCUCUUUACCGUUUGGGUCUUCAAAUCGAAAGAUUUUUUUCUCUUUAACUUGUCAUUGCACAUUUUACUUGACAGUUUAUAUUUGUAGUUGUAACACAACAUUGGUAUGUAUUAGUUAAUUCAAUACAGAGAUGGUCUUUAUAAUAAGAGUCUGUAUAAAUAUAAAGACUUCAAUUUUA